GCGCGGCAGCGGAGGAUCGGAGCGGGUCACCUGCUGGACGUGAAGGCUUCGGGAGUCUUCGUUCUUGGCAUAGGCCAUGGGAACAAGCUGCUUACCGACCUGUACCACUGCCACCUGACCAAGGUUUACACUGUUGGUGGGCUGUUUGGUAAAGCCACUGAUGACUUCUCAGACACAGGGAAGCUAAUAGAAAAGACAACAUUUGAUCAUAUCACAAGGGAGAAGCUGGAAAGGAUUCUUGCUGUCAUUCAAGGAACAAAUCACAAGGCCCUGCUGAUGAAUCUCUCUCUCCUUCUAGAAAUCCAUUGCUUGCACGAGACUCAGCAGUACCUCCGAAAAAUAGUCCAUGAGAUUGGCCUGGAGCUGAAAUCCUCUGCCGUGUGCACACAGGUGCGGAGAAUCCGCGACGGUGUCUUCACCUUGGAGGAUGCUCUGCUGAGAACCCAGUGGGACCUGCAGAGUAUCCAGAAUGCAAUUCAGAACUGCCAGCUCAAAGUCAAAACAGAGUUGGAGAAAACACUGGGCCAGCAGGAUAGAAGUCUUCUUCAGGAGCUGGAGGCUGAGAUGGCAGGCAGCUGA
Molecule: messenger RNA, 579 nt
Organism: Chaetura pelagica (chimney swift)
Lineage: Eukaryota; Metazoa; Chordata; Aves; Apodiformes; Apodidae
Gene: TRUB2
Product: TruB pseudouridine (psi) synthase family member 2
Exons: 5
Biological process (GO): RNA processing; pseudouridine synthesis
Molecular function (GO): pseudouridine synthase activity; RNA binding
Source: RefSeq, a predicted model, not a curated record